UGGAUCUGAGUAACAAUGACCUGAAGGACUCAGGAGUGAAGCUGCUCUCUGCUGGACUGGGGAAUCCCCACUGUAAACUGGAGACUCUGAGGCUGUCAGGCUGUCUAGUCACAGAGGAAGGCUGUGCUUCUCUGGUCUCAGCUCUGAGGUCAAACCCCUCACACCUGAGAGAGCUGGACCUGAGCUACAAUCACCCAGGAGACUCAGGAGUCAGACUGCUCUCUGCUGGACUGGAGGAUCCACACUGCAGACUGGAGAAACUCAAUGUGGAACAUGGUGGAGAGAACAGAAUGAAACCUGGGCCUAGAAAAUAUGUCUGUGAUCUCACACUGGACCCAAACACAGUAAACAGACACCUCUCUCUGUCUGAGGAGAACAGAAAGGUGACAUGGAGGAGAGAGAAGCAGCCGUAUCCUGAUCACCCAGAGAGAUUUGAGGACUGUAGACAGGUGCUGUGUAGAGAGGGUCUGACUGGGCGCUGUUACUGGGAGGUAGAGUGGAGUGGGUACAGGAUUGGGAGAAGGGCUGAUAUAGGAAUGACAUAUAAAGGAAUCAACAGGAGAGAAAGAGGAGGGGUUAAGGACUGUUGGCUUGGAUACAAUGACAAGUCCUGGAGUCUGUUCUGCUCUGACAACAGUUACUCUGCAUGUCACAAUAAUAAUCCCACUACCAUAGACGUCCCCCUCCUCCAGCUCCCCAGAGUAGGAGUGUAUCUGACCGGCCAGCUGGAACCUGUCCUUCUAUAG
This is a messenger RNA of Oncorhynchus nerka (sockeye salmon), 746 nucleotides long. Its product is annotated as stonustoxin subunit beta-like. The record is from RefSeq and is a predicted model, not a curated record. NCBI's taxonomy places the organism in Eukaryota, Metazoa, Chordata, Actinopteri, Salmoniformes, Salmonidae. The transcript is spliced from 4 exons. The coding region runs from base 291 to 746 and encodes 151 amino acids.